This is a messenger RNA of Oreochromis aureus, 1780 nucleotides long. Its product is annotated as protein lifeguard 3-like. The record is from RefSeq and is a predicted model, not a curated record. Gene Ontology annotation, cellular component: membrane; endoplasmic reticulum; Golgi apparatus. Bases 301 to 1260 code for a protein of 319 amino acids. Gene Ontology annotation, biological process: negative regulation of apoptotic signaling pathway. The transcript is spliced from 13 exons. Lineage: Eukaryota; Metazoa; Chordata; Actinopteri; Cichliformes; Cichlidae.
CGUGUUGGCGUUUUCUUUUGUGUAUUAAAACCGAGUAUAUUAUAAUUUUUUCUGUAUAUUUUCAUUAUACAAUUUUCCCAUCACAUUUUGCUUAGGUUUAGGCAGCAGAACUACUUAGAGGCGACAUGAGUAACCAGUCUCCUCUUUCUGAGAGCAGCACUAACAGUGUGAGUUUCAGCCUGCAUAUCCAGUUACAAAGGAUGACAUCCUCCUGUGGUGCACAGCUGCAAAUCCCCAAGGCAGGACUGAAGGACACAGUUCACCCAUCUCAGGCGCAAGCCACAAGGGUAGUCCAGAAAAAUGAUGACAUCUAAAAUUGACAGUCCUCCCCCCUACGAGGAAGCACUGCAUCAUCCUAAGUAUGAUAACUUCCCCUACCUGCCACAGCAUGUCUCUCCUCUUCCCCCACCUCCAUCUUACAGUCCCAGUCCUGGCUACUGGGGCCAAGGGGGUGUCUACCCACCGGCCAGCAUGUGUCAAGGCCCUGGCUUUCCUCCAUCUGGGAUGCCCACCACAAUACCGACUCUGUCUGCUGGACUGCCUGCCUCCAACCCAGGAGAGAUGGAGGAUUUUCUCAGCACCCAGUGGGAAAGCACAUCUGUUCGGCAUGCCUUCAUCAGAAAAGUUUACUUAAUUUUAUCAGCACAGCUUGCUGUCACCUUCUCAGUUGUUGCUGUCUUUACGUUUGUUGACCCAGUGAGGAUGUUUGUCAUCAGUUACCCUGGCAUCUACUGGGCAUCUUUUGUGGUUUACUUUGUGGUUUACUGCAUUCUCGUCUGCUGCAAAGAGCCGAGGAGGCGUUUUCCAUGGAAUCUUGUGCUGCUUGGAGUAUUUACUCUUGCCUUGUCUUACAUGGCUGGAGCAAUUUCAAGCUAUUAUGGAACCAAAGCAGUGUUUAUCGCCAUGGGAGUAACAGCAUUAGUCUGUAUAGCUGUGACAGUCUUCUGCUUCCAAACUAAGGUGGACUUCACCUCCUGCGGGGGACUCCUCUGCAUUGCGGCCGUUCUGCUCAUGAUCAUUGGGAUUGUUACAGCCAUCGUCCUCUCCUUCCAAUAUGUCCCCUGGCUGCACAUGCUCUACGCUGCAAUUGGAGCCAUCGUUUACACUCUGUUUUUAGUGUACAACACCCAACUUCUUAUUGGAAAUCGGGAGUUGGCCAUCAGCCCAGAGGAGUACAUCUAUGGAGCGCUUUCUCUCUAUGUUGAUAUUGUUCACAUCUUCCUCUUCAUCCUUCAAGUCAGCGGAGCUGCGACUGAAUGAGCCAGCGGUUGGAGUUUGUAUAUUGUAUUUGCUGGCAGACACACAGCAAACUGUCAGAAAGAUUGUUAAUUAUUUUCUCUACAUCAGUAACACUCAAGCACUUUCUUUGUUGCGCUGUAUGUAGCAGGACUGCAGCCGCAAAGCUUACACUUAUCUCGUGUAAAGGAAGAGAGCUGCUUAAGCCUUGCACAUUUAUUUAGCUGCAUUUUAAUAUUUAUGUGCACGUUAAGGAGUGUAGUACUCUCAACUAUUACUUCGAUCAAACCUCCUCAUUAACAAAGUGUUUCUGCCUCCAAAAAAGGGAACAAAGCCAUUUACAGAUCAACACAUUUGUUUUUAUUAUCAUCAGUGCUUAGACUUACAAAACAUGUGUAGUUGGAGGCAUACUGCUGGACACCACAAUCAUUAGUCAAACAUCUGUGCUGGUAGUAAGAAGGUCUAAGAUCUGUUUGUUAUGUACUUUUAAUUUUUCCAAAGAGAAAGCCCAGAAAACACUGACUCACCGAUUAAAAAAAAAAAA